Molecule: messenger RNA, 3514 nt
Organism: Strigops habroptila (Kakapo)
Lineage: Eukaryota; Metazoa; Chordata; Aves; Psittaciformes; Psittacidae
Gene: CCDC85C
Product: coiled-coil domain containing 85C
Exons: 6
Coding region: 985-2163 (392 amino acids)
Cellular component (GO): apical junction complex
Source: RefSeq, a predicted model, not a curated record
GGCAGGGCGGGCGGAGGGAGGGCGGGAGCGGCCCCAUCCCUUUGUACCUGCCGUUUGAAGGCGCCAGGCGGCCCCGCAUUGGCUGCGGCGGCGCGGCUCCGGUAACCCGAGCCGGCGGCGGGGCGCGGCGCACCGGGGCCUGGCCAGCGCCCAGCCCGGCAGCCAACGGGGCGGCGCUCGGCUCAGCCCGGCUCGGCUCGGCUCGGCUCGGCUCGGCUCGGCUCGGCUCAGCCCGGCCCAGCGCUCCUCCGCUCCUCCGCCAGCAGCCGGCUCUGCUUCUCCGCCGCUCGGCUCGGGUGCGCUGGGGCAGGGCCGCGCCUCCCUGCCUGGCAGGAGGUGGGACCAGCGCCGGCGCUGCCGCCCGCCUCCUCCCUCCCUCCUCCCGAGGGCUGAGCCAUUCCGGGAAGGCGCCGGCUCCCCCACCGCUGCUCGGCAGCGCAGCACCGGCAUCGGCCGCCGCCACGCCGGGCUCGGCCCCACGUCGCCGCGGAGCUGCGAGCGAGCCGCGGAGGAGCGGGACAGCGGCGGCGGGUGCGCGGUCUCCCGCGGUGGGGAGCGGCAGGCGGCGGGGGGGCGGGCGGGAGGACAAGUGGCCGGAGAACGGGGCGGGGGGAGCGGCCGCCGCGUAGUUGUUUUGCCCGGGGUAAGUUGGCCGAUCCCCGUCUGAGGCUUCGCUCGGAGGGGCAGCGCUUGGCUCCCGACUCCUGCCGCCCCAGCCCCCUUGGGGGGAGCGUCUUUUUUUCCUGCCCCCUUCCCCCUGGGUUGGGUUUUUAUAUUAUUAUUGUUAUUAUGGGGUCUGUGGGGGAGCAGAUCUUCCGCUCAGACGUUGCUCUUUAUCCUUGUCCAACGCUCUGCGGAGAACUAUAAUAUUUCUUCCCCGAGAUGCUGCAGUGAAUUUUAGUCCCAGGAAAUCAGGCGAACAAAAUAAUCUGAAUAACCCGAACCAUUUGUUACCGUGCGAGAGCAAACGCUGCCUAGGCACAGAUGAUGGCAAAAAAUUCCCUGGAAGGGUCUAAAGAAGACCUGAGCAAAAUUUCGGAAGAGGAGAUGCUGAGGUGGAGCAAGGAAGAGCUGGUGAAAAGACUGAGGAAAGUGGAGAAUGAAAAGAUGAACUUAAUGGUGGAACACGGCAACUUGAUGAAGGACGUGAACCGGCGGCUGCAGCUCCACCUGCACGAGAUCCGCGGGCUGAAGGAGGUGAACCAGAAGUUGCAGGACGACAACCAGGAGCUGAGGGAGCUCUGUUGCUUCUUGGACGACGACCGGCAGAAAGGCAAAAAGCUGUCGAGGGAAUGGCAGCGCUUCGGGAGGCACACGGCCAGCGUGAUGUGGAAAGAGGUGGGCAUGUACCAGCAGAAGCUGAAGGACUUGGAGGCCAGGCAGGAGACCCUCCUGCGGGAGAACGUGGAGCUGAAGGAGAUGGUGCUCAUGCUGGACGAGGAGCGGAGCGGGGCCGGCUCGCGGAGCUCCAUCGACAGCCAGGCCAGCCUGACCAACCUCAACGGCGGGUCGGCCACCCGGGACGUGGGGGACGGGAGCAGCACCUCCAGCACGGGCAGCGCCGGCAGCCCCGACCACCAUCACCACCACCUCCACCACCACAAGGCCGGCGACAGCAAGGCGGGGGCCAUGCGGAGGUCUAUGGAUGACCUGUCCGCGCCUCUCCACCACCGAAGCAUCCCCAACGGCCUCAACGAUUCGUCUUCCAACUAUAUCAGGCAACUUGAAACAAAAGUGAAACUGCUGGAGGAUGACAACAAGCUUCUUUCCCAGCAGUCCAGCACGGGGGACCUGAGGACUCUGAGGAAAGGGUUGUCUCCAUACCACUCUGAGUCACAGCUCUCAUCACUGCCGCAGUAUCAAGAUGCCCUGCAAAACGGACCAGCUCGCAUGACAUCUGAUCUUGCAUCUUCUCCUGCAGCAGGAUAUGUCCCUGUGGGUCAGAAGCCAGAGGCUGUUGUGCACGCUAUGAAGGUCCUUGAGGUCCAUGAAAAUUUGGACAGGCAAAUGCAAGACAACUAUGAGGAAGACCUGAGUGAAAAGGAGAAAGCGAUCGUUCGUGAAAUGUGCAAUGUUGUCUGGAGAAAGCUGGGUGAUGCCGCAAGCUCCAAACCCUCCAUCAGGCAACAUCUGUCAGGAAACCAGUUUAAGGGCCCCUUGUAGGAACAGCAUCCCGGAGACUGGAAGUGAUUGAUUCUGUGAAGACUGAAGAGGCAGAGCUCAGCGUUUCUGGCUGCCUGUUCUUUGGGAGUUGGGGUUGAGUUUUUUCAGGGUUUCCUUUUUUUCUUUUUCUUCCCCCAGCUUUUUUUUUUUUUUGUAACAAUAGUGUAAAUAUGGCAGCUAAAGGCCUGAUUUCCAGGCUGUGGUGCUCUGGAACUACUGUUCAAUGGGUAACCAUCCAAUAAUGCCAGACUUGCAUCAUUUGUAUUGUAGUUCAAACCUGCUUUGUUGUAAUGGUCUGUUUGUAGAAUUGACUAACUUGAGAGAAUUUCUAUGAGGAACAAGAAGAACCCUUAAACUGCAGAGAAGUCACAGUUUGUAUCACUCCUGUCCACCCGCUUGUCAGUGAUUCAUAGCUGGGUUAGUGGCUCCAGGCAGCACCUUCCAAGGAAGAUGCAACUUGAAUUCAUUGGCUUACUGCCUGCCAAGCUCCUGAGCUGCUAACACUUGCUUUUGGAGGUCCUUACUCAGAAGAAUGACAUGCAACUAUUUUCACAAAGCGCUGUGGAAAAUACUGAGUGGCGAGCUAAAAAACACUGGCACCACUCUACAUUGUACGGUGGCACUCACCACACAAGCCUACAGAAAGGCGUGAGACUCCAUAUCAGCUGUUAAUGAACUAUUUUUCCUUAAAUUGACACGAGAUUUCUGCAGUCACAAUGUGAAUGAAGUCACUUAGCCACACACCAGUAUUCCCUACAAACACGGCAACACUUUCCCUGUAAAGCUUUUACUACAGAGUAAUUCAGCAGAAACUGCCGUCCUCACAGUGCUUGUGGUGUUCACAGGAUCUUCGAGAGCAGCAAACCUUUCACAUAAGGAAGAUUCGGGUGUUUUUUUUAAUGGUCUUGCUGGAUCCUUUACCUAUACUGGUUCCUGUGUAAGGUAACUGAACAACAACCUUGCAGAGCUGAAUAAAAACUCCAUAAACACAGGCUGUCGGCUGAGACUACUUUCUGCCAUUCAAGCUUUAUUUUUGUUAAUGAACCAAAACAAGUGGGUUUUCCCUCUUCAGAUGGUUGUAUAUAAAACAGUGGGACUUACUUUCUGCUAUUGUGGAGUAGCUGCUUGUAUAGUUGUAAGAAUUUGCCCCCCUUCUUUUCCAAGUUGUCACAGCAGCUGUCCCUGUAUUUCAUUAGAUGUUCUUUCCCAAUAGUCCAAGGAAGCAGGGCUUGGUUGUUUUAAACUCAUUGCUGUAAAAUAAUUUUAAAGACAGGCCUGUGAAAAGAUCAAAGCCUCCUCUUCAAAUAUGCAUUGAUUAUAGUGAUUAGUUUGAAGCUUUAAUGACCUCAAA